Molecule: messenger RNA, 745 nt
Organism: Procambarus clarkii (red swamp crayfish)
Lineage: Eukaryota; Metazoa; Arthropoda; Malacostraca; Decapoda; Cambaridae
Product: C1q-related factor
Molecular function (GO): protein binding
Source: RefSeq, a predicted model, not a curated record
CCCGACCAGUGAGUCCUUGUUGAUAGUUUACAAGCGAGGUUGGUCAGUGGGUGUUGGUCAGUCUGCUCUCUUCUUUCGUUUGGUGAAGAUCUGAUUCCAAUCUUGUGUUUAAUUAUGUCUAUGAAGAUGGCCGUAACGCUGAUUUGGAUGGGACUUGUGGGUCUCCUAGCAAUGGGUGUAGACUCUCAAGGGAAAUCUACCGUCUUAACUCCUCACGAUGAGACUGGACCCCUCGCCAACGUCUCUACUAACGCCACGACAAAACGACCGAGGGACGUGAUGGGAGGUUAUCUCUCGACUCGGCCUCAUGUUUCCUUCAGUGUGAAAAUGGCUACAGAGAAACUUACGGCCGUCGCUCAUCUUCAUUUUCAGGAAGUGUUGACCAACACAGGAGGCGGCUGGGACACUACAACCAGUGAAUUCUUGGCUCCUAUUCCUGGAGGAUAUUUCUUCACUUUCAACGCUGUUGGUGACCGCACCAGCGACUUCACAAUGUCGUUGACCAAAAAUGGCGUCAAUCAGGCGAGUGCUUACGGGACGAUGCCGACCUUCGAACACGCGGGUAACUCGGUGUUCCUGGAGCUCAAGAGUCUCGACAAGAUAUCUUUAGAGUUGCAGCAGGGCAGCAUCUACGAACACCCGGGCAACGAAACCUAUACAUCCUUCGUGGGUUUUCUUCUUUACCGCUUGUAAUAGUUUAGUCUAAUGUGAAGUGCCUUUAUACCAAUUAAAUUGCAUUGUAUCA